AUGUACCCUCCAGACCUUCCAUCCUCGUCCUCCUUCAUCAUCAACAAUGACGCUUUAGAGUCGACUGGUCUCAACCUCUCAUCGACUUCCGCCCUAGCGACCAUGGGCGCUUCUUUCAUCACCAGCAUGGGUGCGGCUGUAGUCACGCAAACCGCCAGUCUUCCGACGUCACUCCCCAAUACGGCCGGCUCGAAGCCGGACGACGAUGAGAAUAGUGGGGAGUGCAAGUUACUUGGAUCAUUUGCAGUGUUUGUCCAAGCAGCUCUCGGAGCGCUCGCCCUGUUGUCCCUGGUCUACAAGAGAUGGAGAGAGAGGCCACAACGGCCGAUCAAAGUAUGGGCAUUCGAUGCCUCCAAGCAGGUCGUUGGAUCUAUCCUCCUCCACCUGGCCAACGUCAUCAUGGCCAUGUUCUCAGCAGGCCAGAUCCAGGCGACGAUUGCAAAAUCCGCAGCGAGUGCCGCGGGUGUGGACACGGAAGAUCAAUAUCAGCCUAAUCCAUGCUCGUGGUACCUACUCAACCUGGCGAUUGAUACCACGGUGGGCAUCGCCAUUCUCAUUGCCAUCCUCAAAGUGUUGACGGUGGGAGCAAGCUACACUCCUCUGGCGCGACCGCUCGAAUCGAUCCGGUCGGGUCACUAUGGCAACCCCCCGAAAACCACAUGGUGGCUGAAGCAGUGCCUGAUAUACUUCAUGGGCCUGAUUGGGAUGAAAUCGUGCGUUUUCUUGAUCUUUCAGCUUUGCCCAUGGUUGGGUCGGGUGGGCGACUGGGCACUUCGUUGGACGGAAGGCAACGAGGCGGUUCAGAUUGCGUUUGUCAUGUUCAUCUUCCCGCUGAUCAUGAAUGCCAUGCAAUACUACAUCAUCGACACGUUUAUCAAGAACAAUCAAAGGAGCGAUGGUCCAUCUUCUGGGGGUGUGGAUGGUGCAGAAGACGAUGACGAGCAAGGCGGGCUUUUGGCUGACGGACGCGAUCACGGUCACUCGAUCGAUGAGGAUGAGGCAUGCAAGGAUGAUACAACCACUCAGAAACCACCGUUCCAGCGUCACCGGGUUGUCUCGUAUGAUCCGGACAAGGACGGAGAGACCCUUCCGCAAGGUCGAGAUCGAGAGGUGGAAAGCAGUAGCAGGAACAGUCAGACCGCCAGCCUCGAGGAGCAUGCAGAGGGAGAAGGAAUUGAGGAUAGGCCACGUGUGUAA
Messenger RNA from Exophiala aquamarina CBS 119918, 1197 nucleotides. RefSeq lists its product as uncharacterized. Bases 1 to 1197 code for a protein of 398 amino acids. Gene Ontology annotation, cellular component: membrane. The transcript has a single exon. The record is from RefSeq and is a predicted model, not a curated record. NCBI's taxonomy places the organism in Eukaryota, Fungi, Ascomycota, Eurotiomycetes, Chaetothyriales, Herpotrichiellaceae.